AUGAUCGCUGUCCGGGGUCUAACGUUGACUACUGAUAUUCUUAUCAAGGAUCACCAUCCGCAGCGCUCAAUCUCCUUAGUGACACAAUCCCAUGCCUUAAUCUUUCGCCAUUCCCCUAGUCUCGAAAAGCACACUGGUGAUCACACUAGCCCACAUAACUCCUAUGCUUCAAUAGGCGAUAAGAAUAAUGGCUCAUCUUCUGCAAAUGCUCCAAGAUGCAUGGUGGAGCUCGUCGAGCUUGAGCAUGCCGAUCUCAGUGACUAUAGACGUUUGACAAAUCAGCCCUGUCUCGGCGCCAAAGAAGUUGCUUCAGUCCGUCCAGGAGAGAAUGUAUUGAGAAUUCAAGCUGUUCAAUUCCACUGUCUAAAUCGCACCGAUUAUGAUGAUUUUCUUGACAAUGAAGUAAACCCAUAUUCAGUCGAUUCUGAUGGCUGGGAUCAAGGCCGAAGUCAGCAGCCCGUCGGAUUGGAGCAUCCAUGUUUGGCUCUGAAGAAACUUCUCAGCGAUGGGACUUUCUAUUAUUCUCGAGAUUUUGAUUUGACAAAUCGACUACAAGACCGAUCACUCGACACCAAUAAUUUCGAUAUUGAUAAUUUCGACGAUGCAUUUUUAUGGAACUCUUAUAUGAUUCAACCGCUACUCAAAUUUCGAUCUCGCCUCUCGGAAUCAGAGCGUACUGCACUUGAUAAUUCAAACAUUCUUACCAGUACAAUCCGUGGAUUUGUUGAAUCACUCUUGAUACCUCGUCCAAGCACUCAAAUGGAGGGGAGAAUGAGGUCAUCAGGAUUACCGGCUACAUUAACAUUGAUAAGUAGGCUUAGUUGUCGAAGGGCCGGAACCCGAUUUAACUCGAGAGGUAUCGAUGAUGAUGGACAUGUGGCAAAUUUUGUGGAAACAGAAACUGUAGUAUGGGAUCCCGGUUCAAAUGGUCGCAGCCUUGGUUUCAGUUAUUGUCAGAUCCGAGGGAGUAUUCCGAUCUUUUGGGAACAGCAAGCAGGUCUUUUACCAGGUCAGCAGAAGGUGCAGAUAACACGAUCUCCAGAGGCUACCCAACCGGCGUUCGACAAGCACAUGGAGACAAUUACAUUGAAAUAUGGAGCAACACACAUAGUAAACCUUCUUUCGGAGACGAAACCCGGCGAAGUGGAAUUGUCAAAUAGAUAUAUGAAACACAUUUCAAAAUCUCCCUUCGAUAACGGGCAGAGAAGAGCGGACCGGAGCGAAUCUUCUUUGUUGAUCUCGACUGAAUUCGACUUCCAUGCCGAGACAAAAGGUCCUGGCGGCUUUGAAGCAGCGAACAGGAUUAGGCAAUUUAUACAAUCAUCUGCGGACUCAUUUUCUUUCUUCCUAAUGGAAAACGUUGAUGUUAAAGCUCGUGGCCAAUCUCAUGAUGACCAGGAAGUUUAUGAAGCCGAGAAGAAACGUGGGGCCGACAGUGUAGUCUUACAGCAGGAAGGUGUUUUUAGGACAAACUGUCUGGAUUGUCUGGAUCGAACCAACCUUGUACAGGGGAUCUUUAGUCGGAUGGCUAUCGAGGCCUUUUUAGAACAUCUCAAUCACAAUGUCGGCCAAGAAUUUUGGAUGCGCCACUCAAGCUUGUGGGCAGAUAACGGUGAUGCAUUAUCAAAAAUAUAUGCUGGCACUGGAGCGUUGAAGUCAAGCUUUACACGAACGGGAAAAAUGAGCAUAGCCGGUGCCUUCGCUGAUGCUCGGAAGAGUGCUACAAGAAUUUAUAUCAAUAACUUCGCAGACAAAGACAGACAAAACACGAUCGAUGUUUUAUUGGGACGAUUAGUUGGUCAAGAAGCAGCAUACUUAUAUGAUCCUAUCAACGAUUAUGUAAUGGCCGAGUUAAAUAAAAGGUCGCCUGAAUAUUCAUACGAUAAGCCAAUUAAUAUUUAUGUUGGUACCUUCAAUCUUAAUGGCCGAAUCAACGGUUCUGAGGACGAUCUUUCCGGAUGGCUGUGUCCGCCAUUCGAAGGUGCUGAACUACAGCCAGAAUUGGUAGUUGUAGGUUUUCAAGAGAUUGUCGAACUCAGUCCACAACAAAUAAUGGCAACUACCCCGGAAAAGAGACAGAUAUGGGAACGGGCCGUGAAAAAAACAUUGAAUAGACGAUCCAAAAAAUUGGGCGGAGAGGAAUAUAUCCUUUUGCGUGGCGGACAGUUGGUAGGGGCUGCUCUAUUAAUAUUUGUCAGGUCAAGUGCUAUCGGAGACAUCAAAAAUGUAGAAGGAAGUCUUAAAAAGACGGGCAUGUCGGGAGUAGCCGGUAAUAAGGGUGCUGUUGCUAUCCGGAUGGAUUAUGCAAACACGGGAAUCUGUUUCGUCACGGCGCAUCUUGCUGCAGGGUUCUCGAAUUACGAUGAACGGAAUAGAGACUAUAAAACUAUCUCGCAUGGGUUAAGGUUCUCACGUGGACGCGCGAUUGACGACCAUGAUGCUGUGAUUUGGUUGGGAGAUUUUAAUUACAGAAUUGGACUUACACGCGAGAGGGUCCUUCAAGCGGUGGAACAUGACGACCUGCAAACCUUACGCAAGCAUGACCAGUUGAAUAUACAAAUGGAAGCGGGUCUAACAUUUCCAUACUACUCUGAAGCGAAACUGUCAUUUCCGCCAACUUAUAAAUAUGACAUUGGAACUGAUAAUUAUGAUACUUCUGAGAAGGCACGAAUUCCAGCAUGGUGUGAUCGAGUUCUAAAGAAAGGUAAUGCACUCCGACAGCUUUCUUACAACUGCGCACCAUUACGCUUUUCAGAUCAUCGGCCCGUGUAUGCAACCUUUCAAUGCACAGUAUCAGUGGUGAAUGAGACCGUAAGGGAUAAGAUGAGUAGGGAGAUAUACUUGAAGAGAAAGAGUGAAGUUGGAAAGUCCGGCAGUCAUUCCGGGAACCUUAUAGAAGAUGAAGAUGAUCUUCUGGAUUUUGAGCCACUGGAGCCCGGACUACCCCCACCAAGCUCAGAGCAACGAAAAUGGUGGUUAGACAAUGGAAUCAAAUCCGUUCACCGAAACAUCCCCAAUUUCAAAUUCGAGCAGCAUGAUUUCCAUUGCACCAUCAAAGAUUGGACCUCGAAAGCUCCCGCCGCCGUUCAAUCCGACAGACCUUCCAUUGCUCCCGCAGAGACUACCUGCCCCUCUGGAGCCCGUCAAGCGAAAAUCAGUUGUACCCCCCCAGUAGCACCACGAAAGGGCGCACCGGAAAUACCAAUGUCGUCCCAUCCCUCGACUGCAAAGCCCCCAAAACAAGCACCUCCGGCGAUCCCCAGAAAGCCAGCAGUACUCUCCUCGCGGGCCCAUCAAGAAUCACCAUCAUUACUCGACCAAGAUGUACCUUUGCCGCGUAAUAAUUUGACUGGCGGACCCGCUCCUACAAGAGAUGUCACGCCCUCAAUGAGGUUUCCGCCGCCCCCUAGGCGGGUGGGCACGACGCCAAUGCCACUACCCAUGGGCAACACUUUGGCACGAUCUUAUACCUUCCGGGAUGACACACGCGUGUCAAACCCAAACCCGGCUCUGCCCCCUCGCAGGCAGGACGCAAAGGCCCGCAGCGUGAUGGACGAGGAUGAGUUGCCGACCAUGUCGUCCUGGCAGCCGUUACGUCCCGCUUGA
Morchella importuna is the source of this 3606-nucleotide messenger RNA. RefSeq lists its product as uncharacterized. Gene Ontology annotation, molecular function: phosphatidylinositol-3,5-bisphosphate 5-phosphatase activity; phosphatidylinositol-4,5-bisphosphate 5-phosphatase activity. Bases 1 to 3606 code for a protein of 1201 amino acids. Gene Ontology annotation, biological process: phosphatidylinositol dephosphorylation. The transcript has 16 exons. The record is from RefSeq and is a predicted model, not a curated record. Gene Ontology annotation, cellular component: cytoplasm; membrane. NCBI's taxonomy places the organism in Eukaryota, Fungi, Ascomycota, Pezizomycetes, Pezizales, Morchellaceae.